UCUAUAUGCAGGAGAGAGCUGCCGCCGUCCCUGAACAAUUGGAGACGAGGUGGUUGUGCAACGAUAUAAUCUUGCUUCUUUAAGCUCCAUGAUAUUUAAGUAUUAUGUGACGAUUACACCAGAGUGACCAAGAAGAGAGAAGUAGUAAAAAACCAGGAACUGGAUAAAGAAUAAUUACAUAGAAUAAGUAUUACGCAUGCGCACAACGAGUCCCUUCUAAAUCACCGAACGAAUUACCGGCACUAUCGGGUAACUGAUUGAACUGAAGGUAAAAAGAGGUCCUGGUCGGUGGAAAUAAUGCCGCUGGUACGUUGGUGGAACGCUGUUAUCGGGAUCAGUCGGUUUAGGACGUGGGAACAACUGACUGCCAUAGCGGGGUCAGGGGCGUCAGAAGACAGAGCAUCCGUACGUCUGACGGCUCCACAGCCGGUAGUCCAGCGGACGGCUGUCGACAGAACACUCCGUCGUGGUAUGGCGAGCAGCGCAUCCGGAAGGAAAGUCCUCUCGGAGGACAAUGUCUUCACGAACUUACGGAAAGUGGAAUACGCGGUGCGCGGGCCCAUUCUCCAGCGCGCCCUGGAGAUUGAAAAGGAACUCAUGAAGGGAGUCAAAAAGCCGUUCAAGGAAGUGAUAAAGGCUAAUGUGGGAGAUGCACAUGCUAUGGGUCAACAACCAAUAACCUUCCUGAGGCAAGUGCUGACAUUAACGGUGUCGCCGAGUCUCCUGGAUGAUCCUAGGUACCCCGAGGAUGCGAAGGAACGGGCUAGAGUACUUUUAGAUGGUUGCAAAGGAGGUAGCAUUGGCUCGUACACGGAAUCGCCUGGAAUCGAGAUCAUACGCAGGCACGUGGCUCAAUACAUCCAGAAUCGGGAUGGAAUUCCUUCUGAUUACCGUAACGUCAUCCUCUCAAAUGGAGCUUCAGAUGCAAUCAAAUCGUUCCUGAAGUUGUUUAAUGAAAAACUGGAUGGAAAAGCAUCCGGGGUAAUGAUACCCAUUCCACAGUACCCUUUGUAUUCUGCUACACUGACAGAAUUUGGGCUCUGUCAGAUAGGAUAUUACUUAGACGAGGAGAAUAAAUGGGCUCUUAAUAUUUCUGAGUUACAAAGAGCAUUGGACGAGUCAAGAAAAUACUGUAAUCCUCGCGUAUUGGUUGUAAUAAACCCUGGCAAUCCGACGGGCCAGGUUCUCACGCGUUCUAACAUAGAAGACAUUAUUCGGUUUGCUCAAAAGAAUCAUCUGUUCAUACUGGCGGAUGAAGUCUAUCAAGAUAAUGUGUACGACAAGGACAGUGCCUUCCACUCGUUUAAGAAAGUAAUGACUGAAAUGGGCGAACCGUACUCUAAAAUGGAAUUGGCGUCCUUCAUGUCUAUAUCUAAAGGCUACAUGGGAGAGUGUGGAAUCCGUGGUGGAUACGCUGAAAUCAUCAACAUGGAUCCUUCAGUUAUGGCAAUUUUAAUGAAGGCGAUCUCAGUAACGUUGUGUCCGACUGUUCUCGGCCAGAUUGUGAUGGAUGUUGUAGUAAAUCCUCCAAAACCAAACGAACCAUCGUACGAACAAUUCAAGAGGGAAAAAGAGCUAACGCUACGCAACUUAGCAGAAAAGUCACAGUUGGUGGUCGACACACUGAACACCAUUCCAGGUUUUAGGGCGAAUCCAGCCAUGGGUGCUAUGUAUGUAUUCCCGCGGAUCGAUCUACCCCAGAAAGCCAUAGAGGAAGCAAAAGCAAAAGGUAUGGAACCUGAUGCGGCCUAUGCCUUCAAACUGUUAGAGGCUACUGGAAUAUGUGUGAUACCUGGCUCUGGAUUUGGCCAGAAACCGGGAACGUACCACUUUAGAACCACAAUCUUGCCACAAAAAGACAAGAUAAAAACGAUGGUUGAGAGUGUGAAACAAUUCCACUUAAAGUUCCUGGAAGAGUACAAAUAAUUAUAAAAUUAUCACGUUGUUGCAUUUUAUGUCUUUGAAGUGCCAGGACCACAAUGUGCAGAUUAUUUAUAUUACAAAAAAAAACAGUAUUAUGUUCGCACGAAAAUGAUUGAAAAUCCACUUAAAAGCAUCAAGAACAAAUAUUAAAUUGUACAUUUUGUAAUGUACACAAGUUUUAAAAGGAAUAAUUUAUAGGUCAAAGUACACUAAGUUUGCACAAGUUUUGGCACGGAAAGGAAAGGGAUCUUUUUGAGUGCAUUAUUUACACGAUUCAUCGAAUAUUUAUAGUGUAAAUUUAUAAUUAUGUUAAGUAAUCGAGUGGCAUACUAAUUGAUGAAGUCUUUUUUUUAAAUGUAUGGUGGGUGUUUAUGCGUGUGUCUCAUAGUAAAUUGUGAUAGUAACAAGUUGAAUUAUGUUUUUAUAAUACUCACAAUGGUGUUUUCAGUCAGGAUAAAUCGGGUACGAAGCUUGUAACUUUCCUGUGUCACGGGCACAUUAUGUAACAAAACGUGUAGGCAAAUAAAAAAGAAUUUAGUGUUUAUAUUA
Megachile rotundata (alfalfa leafcutting bee) is the source of this 2472-nucleotide messenger RNA. Its product is annotated as alanine aminotransferase 1. The record is from RefSeq and is a predicted model, not a curated record. Gene Ontology annotation, biological process: biosynthetic process. NCBI's taxonomy places the organism in Eukaryota, Metazoa, Arthropoda, Insecta, Hymenoptera, Megachilidae. Gene Ontology annotation, molecular function: pyridoxal phosphate binding; transaminase activity.